UUUUUUCAGAGACUUUCAUCCGGCAGCCGACGGUGCUUUUUUUCUUAAAGGAGAAGCGACAGCGCAAAAAUUUUUCCCCUUCUCCUAGCAAGAUCUGGCGGCGCUGGGGACAAAAAGGCCAGAGACAGGAAAGUGGGGUCGGGGUGGAAGCGGAAGGACGCCCAGACUACUUCUGCGGCCUAAGGAAGGAUAGAAAGCGCCCUUGUGGCAUUAGCGGCUCCUCAGGGAGGCAGGAGGCAGGUGCGCGCGCAGCCAAUCAAGGGUGCUGGUUAGGCGGGGAAAGAGGUGCGUUUUGUUCUCACCCACCUCCCUCGCGAGACCUGCCCCUCCCACUGCCCCUAACGCGCACUGAACUCCGGAGGAGGGGGAGAAAGGUCACUUUGGGAUUGUCGCGAGACGCAGCCGUUUAACGGUGAGAACGGGUGCGCGGGGAAGGAAACCUCGCGCGCUCCCUCGGAGCUGUUUCCUGAUUGGCUGAAGGGAGGGGUAGAGGCGGGAACCUGGUACUACGCUGCGUGUGAGACCGCGUGGGGCGGGGCAAGGGAGUCCUUCCUCUUCUCCAAUUGGGCCGAAGACCGUCUGUGGCGGGCGCGCGCGCGCCGCCAGCAGUAGCGGGCCUUGAGUGGCAGGGGGUGGGGGGGGCGCCCUCGGAGCCGGGCGGAGGGGAGGGGGGAAACAGGAGCGCCGGGUGAGAGUGAGCCGGACGCUCCGGGAGGCGAGGGGGGCGGGGGGAGUAGCGCAGCGGCCGCCGCUGCCUCCGCCUCCGUCGUCUGGGACGAGGGGGUGGGGGACGGACGAGCCCCGAUGCCGGGGGAGACGGAAGAGCCGAGACCCCCGGAGCAGCAGGACCAGGAAGGGGGAGAGGCAGCGGCGGCCGAAGCGGCCCCAGAGGAGACCCAACAACGGCCCCCUGAGGCAGCGGCGGCGGCGCCUGCGGGGACCACUAGCAGCCGCGUGCUAAGGGGUGGUCGGGACAGAGGCCGGGCUGCUGCGGCCGCCGCCGCCGCCGCCGCUGCCGCUGUGUCCCGCCGGAGGAAGGCCGAAUAUCCCCGCCGACGGAGGAGCAGCCCCAGCGCCAGGCCUCCCGACGUUCCAGGGCAGCUGCCCCAUGCCACGAAGUCCCCGUCUCCAGUUCAGGGCAAGAAGAGUCCGCGACUCCAAUGUAUAGAAAAAGUAACAACUGAUAAAGAUCCCAAGGAAGAGAAAGACGACGACGAGAAUUCUGCCCUCGCUCAGGAAGUUUCUAUUGCUGCAACGAGACCAAGUCGGGGCUGGCGUAGUAGUAGCAGAACAUCUGUCUCUCGCCAUCGUGAGACGGAGAACACCCGAAGCUCUCGGUCCAAGACUGGUUCAUUGCAGCUCAUUUGCAAGUCAGAACCAAAUACAGAUCAGCUUGAUUAUGAUGUUGGGGAAGAGCAUCAGUCUCCAGGUGGCAUUAGUAGUGAUGAGGAAGAAGAGGAAGAAGAAGAGAUGUUAAUCAGUGAAGAGGAAAUACCAUUCAAAGAUGACCCAAGAGAUGAGACCUACAAACCCCACCUAGAAAGGGAAACCCCCAAACCACGGAGAAAAUCAGGGAAGGUGAAAGAAGAGAAAGAGAAGAAAGAAAUUAAAGUGGAAGUAGAGGUAGAGGUGAAAGAAGAAGAAAAUGAAAUUAGGGAGGAUGAGGAACCUCCUAGGAAGAGAGGAAGAAGGCGAAAAGAUGACAAAAGUCCACGUUUACCCAAAAGGAGAAAAAAACCUCCAAUCCAGUAUGUUCGGUGUGAGAUGGAAGGAUGUGGAACUGUUCUUGCUCAUCCUCGCUAUUUGCAGCAUCACAUUAAAUACCAGCAUUUGCUGAAGAAGAAGUAUGUAUGUCCCCAUCCCUCUUGUGGACGACUCUUCAGGCUCCAGAAGCAACUUCUGCGACACGCUAAACAUCAUACAGAUCAAAGGGAUUAUAUCUGUGAAUAUUGUGCUCGGGCCUUUAAAAGUUCUCACAAUCUGGCAGUGCACCGGAUGAUUCACACUGGCGAGAAGCCAUUACAAUGUGAGAUCUGUGGAUUUACUUGCCGGCAAAAGGCAUCCCUUAAUUGGCACAUGAAGAAACAUGAUGCAGACUCCUUCUACCAGUUUUCUUGCAAUAUCUGUGGCAAAAAAUUUGAGAAGAAGGACAGUGUAGUGGCACAUAAAGCAAAAAGCCACCCUGAGGUGCUGAUCGCAGAAGCUCUGGCUGCCAAUGCAGGCGCCCUCAUCACCAGCACAGAUAUCUUGGGCACCAACCCAGAGUCCCUGACACAGCCUGCAGAUGGUCAGGGUCUUCCUCUUCUUCCUGAGCCCUUGGGAAACUCAACCUCUGGAGAGUGCCUGCUGCUGGAAGCUGAAGGGAUGUCAAAGUCUUACUGCAGUGGGACAGAACGGGUGAGCCUGAUGGCUGAUGGGAAGAUCUUUGUGGGAAGCGGCAGCAGUGGGGGCACUGAAGGGCUGGUGAUGAACUCGGAUAUACUCGGUGCUACCACAGAGGUUCUGAUUGAAGAUUCAGACUCUACUGGACCUUAGUGGAAGGGAAGACUUGGGGCACUGGGACAGCUCAGACUUUGUAUUUAAAAGUUUAAAAGGACAAAAAAAAAAAAAAAUUUAAAGCAUUUAAAAUCUAGUAAGAUAA
Molecule: messenger RNA, 2641 nt
Organism: Otolemur garnettii (small-eared galago)
Lineage: Eukaryota; Metazoa; Chordata; Mammalia; Primates; Galagidae
Gene: ZFP91
Product: ZFP91 zinc finger protein
Exons: 11
Coding region: 805-2535 (576 amino acids)
Biological process (GO): regulation of transcription by RNA polymerase II
Cellular component (GO): nucleus
Source: RefSeq, a predicted model, not a curated record